AUGGCCGCGCUGAUCAGAAAGCUCUUGGAGUCGGUAGUCUCCGCCCGCAAGAACUCGACCUCGGAUUCGUCGUCCACGUCGUCGUCGUAUGCGUCGUCUCUGGGGGAGCUCGAUCCGAUUCCGACGGAGCUGCUGAUGCAGAUACUGAGGCUGGUGGGGCCCAAGGAAGCGGCGAGGCUUAGCGUGGUGUGCAAGGCGUGGCGGUCGCUGGUCGCCGACGACGAGCUCUGGAUGUUCUUCUGGCAGACUCAGCAGCAGCAGGAGCCGCGUUGGGAGAGCGUUUUGUUCUCCGAGACUUAUCUGCGAUCCGGUCCACCUAUUCAACCAUUGUGGAGUGAGGUGCCUCGGUUGAGUUUGAUGUCUAUUUAUGGUCAGAGAGCGCAAGUUCCUGGCGCUAUUAUCAUCGAUGGUGGCUCUGGCUAUUGCAAGUUUGGUUGGAGCAGAUAUGCUUGUCCAUCUGGGCAGUCAGCAACCUUUCUGGAAUUUGGUAACAUUGAGUCUCCAAUGUACUCCAGACUCCGCCAUUUUUUUGGUACUAUUUAUAGCAGAAUGCAGGUGAAACCAUAUAUGCAGCCUGUGGUUGUUUCUAUACCACUCUGUCAUUAUGAUGAUACUGAAUCUGCCAAAGCAUCGAGAAAGCAGCUCAAAGAAGCCAUAUAUAGAGUAUUGUUUGACAUGAAUGUCCCUGCUGUCUGUGCAAUUAACCAGGCAACUCUAGCUUUAUAUGCAGCAAGAAGAACUUCUGGCAUUGUUGUAAAUAUUGGCUUCCAGGUCACUUCUAUUGUCCCAAUUUUAAAUGGUAAAGUAAUGCGGAAGGUGGGUGUAGAAGUUACGGGAUUGGGAGCAUUAAAGCUUACGGGGUUCCUCAGGGAGCUGAUGCAGCAGAACAAUAUCAAUUUUGAAUCACUUUACACCAUCCGAACUAUAAAAGAGAAACUAUGUUAUGUUGCUGAGGAUUAUGAAACUGAACUAUCUAAAAACACACAAGCAUCAUUUGGAGCCGGCGGAGUAGGUUGGUUUACUCUUUCAAAAGAGCGUUUUCAAACAGGAGAGAUCUUAUUCCAGCCACGACUUGCAGGAGUGCGUACCAUGGGUUUGCACCAGGCUGUCGCUCUUUGUAUGGACCAUUGCCAUUCAGCAGAAUUAACAGCCGAUGAUUCUUGGUUCAAGACUGUAGUCUUGGCAGGAGGCAGUGCAUGUUUACCAGGACUUGCAGGGAGAUUAGAGAAGGAAUUGCAUGGACUUCUUCCUCCAUCUGUGUCCAAUGGAAUCACUGUCGUUCCCCCUCCAUUUGGUGCAGAUACUGCAUGGUUUGGGGCUAAACUAAUCAGCAAUUUGAGCACCUUCCCUGGUCCUUGGUGCAUGACAAAGAAGCAGUUCCGGCAGAAGUCUAAAGUCAAACUAUGGUGAAUACUUAUGCUGGUUUAUCUAUCUGAGCAAUGCCGUGGCUCAUAAGUGAUGUGGAAUCCAGAUACCACAAGCCUCAUGAUAAAGCGUAAGAUGAGGCUUUGCCCAAGUAUAGGAUUGUAUCAAGAUAUUUGUAGGUUCAAAUGUGGAUUUGCUAUUUUCCUCAGUUUUGCAGUUUUCCAAGCUCAUUGCAGUAUCAACCUGAUAUUGAGCAUCAAAAGCAGACUUCCAACAGUAUAUGUACGCCAGAAUCAAAUGCAAAUUUCAAGCUCAUGGAUUUCUAAUAGUCUGUUAACCCUAUCCCACAUUCUGUAGAUUUCUUUUUGCCUGCUAUGGUUAAUGGUGCCUGCUACAAACUCCUGGA
This is a messenger RNA of Fragaria vesca subsp. vesca, 1771 nucleotides long. Its product is annotated as actin-related protein 8-like. The transcript has 13 exons. Gene Ontology annotation, molecular function: protein binding. NCBI's taxonomy places the organism in Eukaryota, Viridiplantae, Streptophyta, Magnoliopsida, Rosales, Rosaceae. Bases 1 to 1410 code for a protein of 469 amino acids. The record is from RefSeq and is a predicted model, not a curated record.